CACCGAGUCGUGUAGUCUGCAUUGUCAGCAAUACGUAGUUCAUAUUUUGGUCACUGUUUACAGUGGUUCCUGUAGAUAAACAACGGUUAGUGGUAUCACGUACAGACUUUUGGGAGCAUAGAAGUAUUGUAUUGAGAUUAAUGGCUGCAAGGAACUCCAGAAAACUAAGCAAAAUGAUUGCUUUUUGGACUUUCACACUUAUUAUCGCUGUUUCCGUCGAGAGAUCGCAACAAAGUGUUUCAACCGAGUGCGUGAGAAAAUGUAAUCCUCAACAACUGAAACGCUUGACAAGAAAGGUCUCAAAACUUUUCUCAAGCUGCUAUCACCAGUGUCUGGGAGUGAGGAGAGCUGCACAUGGACAAGCCCCAGUCAGGCCAGGGAUCUUUCAAAAACGCUUCAGAAAAGCUCUCCCACCUAAUCCUAAUUGUCCAGGUUCUUCACCAAACCAGACCCAGGACUGGAAACCAAGUAACAUUAAUGUGACCUUUGGUCAAUAUGAAAACACCACUAAUUGGUAUGCAAAUGUAUCUUGGACUCCUAUGAAUGAUGCAAAUGAAAGCUGGACUUCGAUACUCAUCCGCUUUUUCGCAAUAGACACCUCUACUGGAGACGUGGAUUGUUUAAAGUAUCCAAAAAAUCAAAGCGUCGCGACAGUUAACAUUACUUCGUAUGGCUAUCAAUAUCCAAACAAAAUUUACUUAGAUAUUAUUGGCCAACCUUUCUCUUCAGAUGAUACCGUAACUUUAGACCCGUAUGGACCCGUUGUAGUGUCUUCAACAGUUACUUCUGUGGCACAGACUACUCCUACAGCACAGACCACUCCUGCUACCGAGACAGAGACUUCUCCUGCUACCAACACACAGACUCCUCCUACUACUGACAAGGGAAAAUCAGAUAACACCACCACUCUUAUUACCACUGUAGCAGUGUCUCUCGGUGUCCUCGGAGGAUUAACGUUCGCUGCCUGCCUUUUAAAGAAUAUUUUAAGCCGCAGGCCGAAGAGCAGUAAACUGCCGCCAGAAUUCAAAUACCACGCGUUUAUCAUUUACAGCAGCGAAGAUAAGAGCUGGGUGACUGGAGAAUUACUUCCAUUCUUGGAAGAAGAAAGUCAUUUGAAAUGUUGUGUUCAUUACAGAGACUUUAUGCCUGGGAAACCUUUUGAAGUUAACAUGGCGGAGAGUGUUUACAACAGUUACAAAGUAAUUGCAGUGUUUUCCAAAAACUUGGUUGGCAGUAAUUACUGCAUCCACGAAUUAGACCUUGCCAAGCAUCGCCUUCUUAAAGAAAGAGACGACAGCCUGGUCGUGAUGAGAAUUGAUAAAACGGAUUGUGAGAUGCUCCCUCGGGGAUUGAAGAAACGAAGUUUCAUAGACUAUGCCAAUCCCUUGGAAAAACCUUUUUGGAAAAGUAAACUCAUUAAAUUCCUGGACACCUCUAAGGAUCUUGUUGAAGAAAGCAGGAACGAAGACAAAGACAAUAAUAACUGUUUUCCAAACGAUUUUAUCGAAGAAAAUCAGCAGAAAAGAACUACUUACGAAAGAACAAUCAGUACCGCUACCGAAGUAUCUGUUAUUUCAGAGACAGAGGGAACCUCUGUUUAAGAAUGCGAUCUAGAUUUAUAGUCGUGUUAAUAGUUAUACAGGUUAUUGUGUUCUGGAAAAAGGUUUCCUGAUACCAGCGAUCAAAGAGACCUUCAAGGCACGAUAAGCUCGUCUAGUAUUCACGACGUUUCUAUUAGCCGUUGUCGAUAUGUUCCCUCAAAAGUUAAUCAAGUUUCGCAUUUCUUUAUACUUCUUGGAUGGGAAUGGGAAGAGGGGGGGAUUUCUUUUUUAUGGAAAACCUUUUCUGAGAAAUAUACCUUACUACUUAUCGCGCUCCUGGAGAGCCCGAAGGAUUUUAAAAGGGAGGCGCUUUGCAAAGGUUCGAAAACACGAGUAGCACCGCCACAGAGAUAUUUAUUUCACAAAGGGACCUUUACUGACAUAGAACGGGAACCUUAACAAGUUUGUUUCAUAUUAAGAUGUCUUUCAUAUUUUGAGUUAUAUAUUUUUGUAUGUUAUACUUAUCGCUAGCUUUGCUGAAAUUAGUAUAUAUAUUUGAAAAUACAAACAGCAACAACAGAAAAAAUAGCUUUUGAACUUUUUGAAAUUUGUUUAUUUAAUGAAUUACUGAGAUGACCUUUUUUGAAAAAUAAUUCCAGUAGUUGGUGGUUUUGUAGAUGCAUAAGCGUAGAAAAAGAAACUUCUCUUGGUCAGGUUUCAACCAAAAGUAGUCGGAACAAUCACCUGAGAGACAAGUCGAAACAAAUAAGGGGAAAACUGACUUGUACCAGGUUGUCUUCAUGAUGCACGUUACAUGGAAAUGAAUGGGUGAGGAGGAUGGAGUUGACGGAAAGAGGUACCGUCGUGCCUUGCACCUCUUGUACCCCCGUGUGAACUUUGGUUGAGGAAGCCUCUUUCCACUAGCGAUCGAUACAAAAGAGGAAAAACUUGAAAUUGUCGGCCGACUUAUAACAUUUUUCUAGCCUGAGUUUGCAUAUAAUAAUUGUGCGUUUUUUCUUUUUAAAAAAUCCUCUCUAUUUCAUCACUAUUUAACCUAAUCAUUA
Pocillopora verrucosa is the source of this 2605-nucleotide messenger RNA. RefSeq lists its product as uncharacterized. Gene Ontology annotation, biological process: toll-like receptor signaling pathway; inflammatory response; immune response. NCBI's taxonomy places the organism in Eukaryota, Metazoa, Cnidaria, Anthozoa, Scleractinia, Pocilloporidae. Gene Ontology annotation, molecular function: transmembrane signaling receptor activity. Gene Ontology annotation, cellular component: plasma membrane. The record is from RefSeq and is a predicted model, not a curated record.